CGUUGUAAAAUGAUACUAAGAAUGAAAUAUAUUAAAGAAUUAGUUGUCUUUUACGUGAACGCGCCUAACAUGGCAGCGCCCAUAGUCUUUCAAUUACACCUGUGGGAUUGAGCUUCAGACAAUGAGACAUCGACAUCAGGAUCCGAUGCGAACAGGAAUUAUCAUUUGAAUUUCCAUGUUGAAUACCUAUUGACAUCUUGGUGAACUUAAGUUCUGUCAUGGCUUCUUACACAUUUGGUCAACAUGUUAUCAAGUCUUCAGUUGUCUUCUUCCGAUCUCGACUCACCUUCGCCUUUGUUAAUAGAAAGCCUGUGCUUCCUGGUCAUGUUCUUGUGUCACCUGUGAGACCAGUAGAGAGGUUCCUUGAUAUGACUGGUGAUGAGGUCGCUGACCUCUUCCAGACCACACAGACAGUGUCAAAGGUCAUUCAGGAUCAAUACAAGGCAUCCUCACUGUCAAUAGCCAUGCAGGAUGGACCUGAUGCUGGACAGUCGGUAUGGCAUGUACAUGUUCAUAUACUUCCAAGAAAACAGGGAGACUUUAAGAGGAAUGAUGACAUUUAUGAUGAGGAUUGUCAUGUAUACAUGGUGUAUGAAUAUAGAAUGUAUCCAUGUUGGGGCCAGGUGAGUUGAAGAACAGAGAGCAGG
Molecule: messenger RNA, 647 nt
Organism: Lytechinus variegatus (green sea urchin)
Lineage: Eukaryota; Metazoa; Echinodermata; Echinoidea; Temnopleuroida; Toxopneustidae
Gene: fhit
Product: bis(5'-adenosyl)-triphosphatase-like
Exons: 6
Coding region: 219-632 (137 amino acids)
Biological process (GO): intrinsic apoptotic signaling pathway by p53 class mediator; negative regulation of proteasomal ubiquitin-dependent protein catabolic process; diadenosine triphosphate catabolic process
Cellular component (GO): nucleus; cytoplasm; plasma membrane
Molecular function (GO): ubiquitin protein ligase binding; bis(5'-adenosyl)-triphosphatase activity
Source: RefSeq, a predicted model, not a curated record